AUGACCGCACAACUAUAUCCCAAUGCAGAGAUAAUCUCUCGGCCUGGUUCAGUGCCACUGGGGAAGAAUUCCUUGAACUGGGUCACGGAAGUCAGCCACGACAUCCGUCUGUUAUUGUCUACACGAACUUUGUGUAUAUACAAUACUACACUGCUAAAUUGCUACUCCAUCAUCAGAAACUCAUGGUUGAUGUUGGCCUGUCUGGUGCGACUGAGUUUCUCCCCUCUACUCUGGUCGAUGAGGUUCGGUCUGCCACCUUUCGCCUUAUCGACCAUCUGGCAGAGCCCGUCCGACUCGGACUUGCGCGGUUUCUGCCCGUCAGUGUGGCUGCCUUUGCCGCUGUGCCCAUGA
Fusarium odoratissimum NRRL 54006 is the source of this 351-nucleotide messenger RNA. RefSeq lists its product as uncharacterized. The record is from RefSeq and is a predicted model, not a curated record. Lineage: Eukaryota; Fungi; Ascomycota; Sordariomycetes; Hypocreales; Nectriaceae. Bases 1 to 351 code for a protein of 116 amino acids. The transcript has 3 exons.